Cercospora beticola is the source of this 1352-nucleotide messenger RNA. It is a transcript of the gene MVD1, whose product is annotated as diphosphomevalonate decarboxylase MVD1. Gene Ontology annotation, biological process: isoprenoid biosynthetic process; isopentenyl diphosphate biosynthetic process, mevalonate pathway. NCBI's taxonomy places the organism in Eukaryota, Fungi, Ascomycota, Dothideomycetes, Mycosphaerellales, Mycosphaerellaceae. Gene Ontology annotation, cellular component: cytosol. Gene Ontology annotation, molecular function: diphosphomevalonate decarboxylase activity; ATP binding. The record is from RefSeq and is a predicted model, not a curated record.
UUCCCACGCAUAUUCCCCCCUCAUUUUGCUCCUCUGCUACUCGAUAGAUAGAAGCUGCUCACGAACGACAGAAUGGCAGCAAACGACGAAGUAUACCGAGCCUCGACCUUUGCGCCGGUCAACAUUGCCAUUAUCAAAUACUGGGGGAAGCGAGAUACCAAACUCAACUUGCCCACCAACGGCUCCAUCUCCGUCACGCUGUCCCAAGACGACCUGCGCACGCACACCACCGCCGGGUGCAGUGCCGCCCUCACCGACGACUCCCUGACGCUGAACAACGCUCCGCAGGACAUCUCGGGAGCUCGUACGCAGGCAUGUCUGCGUGAGCUGCGGUCACUGCGAAAAGAGCUGGAAGAUGCCGAUUCAUCGCUGCCCAAGCUGUCGGAGUUGAAGCUCAAGAUCGUCAGCGAGAACAACUUCCCCACCGCUGCCGGUCUUGCUUCCUCUGCCGCUGGCUUUGCUGCUCUGGUGCGUGCCAUCGCGAACCUGUACGAGCUGCCAACGUCGCCUACCGAUCUCUCGCGCAUUGCACGACAGGGCUCUGGCUCAGCAUGCCGCAGUCUCAUGGGCGGAUACGUGGCAUGGCAGAAAGGGGAGCAGCCAGAUGGAAGUGACAGUGUGGCAUAUGAAGUCGCCUCGGCCUCUCACUGGCCCGACAUGCGAGCACUCAUCCUCGUAGCCUCUGCUGAGAAGAAGGACGUCAGCUCCACUGCCGGCAUGCAGCAGACAGUUGCCAGCUCUGCCCUCUUCCAGCACCGCGCAGACGAAGUCGUGCCAAAGAGGAUGAAGGCCAUGGAGAAGGCCAUCCACAACAGAGACUUUGAGAGCUUCGCAAAGCUCACCACCAAGGACUCCAACAACUUCCAUGCCACCUGCCUGGAUACCGAUCCACCGAUCUUCUACAUGAACGAUACGAGCCGAGCUGCUGUGCGCAUGUGCGAGUACAUCAAUGCCAGCCACCCAGAGGAGAAGCAAUACUGUGCAUACACCUUUGAUGCAGGCCCGAAUGCUGUCGUGUACUACCUCGCCGAGCACGAGGACAUCGUCGCGGGUACUUUCAAGAGCAUUGUUGGAGACAAGACUGGCUGGGAAGGUGCAAGAGGGCAGAAGAUCAAGGCAACACCGCUUCCGGAGGGCGCGGAAGUCGCGGCAGAGAAGCUGAACAGUGGCAUCUCGCGUGUCAUUUUGACCAGUGUCGGCGAUGGUCCGCGCAAGACGGACAAGCACCUUGCGUAGACUGGAGAUGCCGAGUGUGGGACACGAGCAGAAGAGGAGGAUGAGAUAGUUCUUACGAGAUACUGUAGUGAAGAUACCCAAAUUUCGACAGACGAGUGCUCAAGUCAUUAGCAGGA